This is a messenger RNA of Carassius auratus (goldfish), 5035 nucleotides long. RefSeq names its product guanine nucleotide-binding protein G(o) subunit alpha-like. The coding region runs from base 729 to 1793 and encodes 354 amino acids. Gene Ontology annotation, molecular function: GTPase activity; G-protein beta/gamma-subunit complex binding; G protein-coupled serotonin receptor binding. NCBI's taxonomy places the organism in Eukaryota, Metazoa, Chordata, Actinopteri, Cypriniformes, Cyprinidae. Gene Ontology annotation, biological process: adenylate cyclase-modulating G protein-coupled receptor signaling pathway; G protein-coupled dopamine receptor signaling pathway. The record is from RefSeq and is a predicted model, not a curated record. Gene Ontology annotation, cellular component: heterotrimeric G-protein complex; cytoplasm. The transcript is spliced from 8 exons.
CAAUUCGUGUCAAUAUAAAUAGCUAGAAUUCUCUCGUCAGAUUUCUAGUCAUUCAUUUAGCGUUGCUGUUACAGGUUUUGAACACUAGGUUAAUGGCCACACCUUUCUGUGAUUCUUCCUGUGGCCAGGGCCCGUUUAUCGGCUUUAAAUCAUCCGCUUUACACACACACACACACAGUAGCGUACUGAUCCCAUACAUCCCCGCUCACACACACAUCGUUUAACAGCGUUUGCCCUGCGCGAAAUACCGAGAUAAACGCAUUUAUUCCGCCCGCAGAUAACGGCAUAAAUCUAGCUGUACUUAACGGUGUGCGAUUCGAAAGCUCGCUGGUGCGCGCGCUCUCUCUCUCUCUCGCGCUCCGCUCCUGACGUCAGCGAGAUUGUCUCUGAGAGCGUCGAGCCCAGCAGCGCUCUCUCUCUCUCCACACUGACCCUCCAUUGUGCGCACGCUAACGAUGCCAGCGCUCGCAGCCGCCGCCGCCGCCGCCCAGUAGAGACCUCCCAGCCCGAGGACCGAGCACCACGACCCUGCUACACAGUCCGAGAGCGCGCGCCAGAGACUUAUGUUCCAGCCCAACGUUGUCUUCUACGGGAUUUAAUGCUCUAGCUAGUCGCCGACAGGGAGAGAGAGAGUGAGUGUGUGAGAGAGAGGGAUAAGGAAGAAACACCGAGGAUAUUUCUCACCCGGACCGUUUUGGAGAUAAAAAAGAGCCAAGGUUCAUCUAGCCAUGGGAUGUACACUGAGCGCAGAGGAAAGAGCGGCUCUGGACAGGAGCAAAGCCAUCGAGAAAAACCUCAAAGAAGACGGAAUCACUGCUGCUAAAGAUGUGAAAUUGCUCCUACUAGGGGCUGGGGAAUCUGGGAAAAGUACCAUCGUGAAACAGAUGAAGAUUAUCCACGAGGAUGGUUUCUCUGGUGACGAUGUGAAGCAGUACAAGCCAGUGGUCUUCAGCAACACCAUCCAGUCCCUGGCUGCUAUCGUGCGUGCCAUGGACACACUGGGGCUGGAGUAUGGAGACAAGGAGCGUAAAGCUGAUGCUAAGAUGGUCUGCGAUGUUGUGAGCCGUAUGGAGGAUACCGAGCCCUACUCUCCAGAGCUGUUGUCCGCCAUGAUCCGCCUGUGGUCUGACUCAGGCAUCCAGGAGUGCUUCAGCCGUGCCCGCGAGUAUCAGCUCAAUGACUCCGCCCAAUAUUACUUAGACAGUUUAGAUCGGAUUGGUGCUCCAGACUACCAGCCCACAGAGCAGGACAUUCUGCGAACUCGAGUGAAGACCACUGGGAUUGUAGAAACCCACUUCACCUUCAAGAACCUGCACUUCAGGCUGUUUGAUGUGGGAGGUCAGAGGUCGGAGAGGAAGAAAUGGAUCCAUUGCUUUGAGGACGUGACCGCCAUUAUCUUCUGUGUGGCUCUGAGUGGAUAUGACCAAGUGCUCCAUGAAGACGAGACCACGAACCGCAUGCACGAGUCCUUGAAGCUGUUUGACAGCAUCUGUAACAACAAAUGGUUCACAAACACCUCCAUCAUUCUCUUUCUCAACAAGAAGGACAUAUUUGAGGAGAAAAUUAAGAAAUCUCCCUUAAGUAUCUGCUUCCCAGAGUACACAGGUUCAGACACGUUCAUGGAAGCAGUGGACUACAUUCAGUCUCAGUACGAGAGUAAGAACAAGUCAGUCGAAAAGGAGGUCUACUCGCACACCACCUGUGCCACAGACACAGACAACAUUCAGUUUGUGUUUGACGCUGUCACCGAUGUCAUCAUCGCUAACAACCUGCGCUUCUGUGGCCUUUACUAACCCACACUGAGGCCCAGCUCUUACACAACCCCCAAAUACAGUGGCAACUGUAGUCAGAUAUGACAUUUUGUCUUUGUUUUAUACUUUUAAAUGUCUCCAGUUGUGUCUGUCGGUUCAUUCGUUGGCCUUUUAUAAGGUGAGAACUAACUCAAAUCUCACAGUUCUCACAGAGCUCUUCUUUAAUUUAUGUUCUAAAUUUAAACCAAAGGUCUCAACUCAACUAUUGAUUAUUGAUUUUGGUAAGUUGUUACAAAUACAGGAAUGUGCUUUGAAUGUCCUUCCUGACACCUUCCUGGUGUGUUAGAGAGAGGUCAGGAGAUAUUUUAAAGGGAAAAUUGGUGCCAAACUUCCACUAGUUUCUUCUUUUUGCAGCUGUAGCUGAGCUUGUAAAGUCUGACAUAUUAUUUUGUCCUUAUUACACAGUAUGCCGAUAAAUAAUUCCAGAUUCAAUGAGAUUAUGUGGUGAUAUUUUAAAUCCCCAUGACUAUUUAAGUGGCACUAUAAUGAUGAUCCAUACACAUGCAUUAUUUUCAAAUGAAUGCAUUAUGGAUAUGAAUCUCAGUGAAUAUUCAAAAGCUGGCUCAUAUUACAUGUGUUCUGAGUUGGCAGCAAUCUCAGCGUGUUGAUGAAACACUAGGCUUGACAUUUACUUGGCAUUUAGAAGAGAGUGCAAAUGUCCGAUGCCCUGAGCCAAACCGCCGAAAUGUUAGCCUCUUAGCAUCCUAAAAACAACGGGACGUGUUACUCUUCAAAAUUGGAUUUUGGACCUUUUAAACCAGACACCCAGGACAUUCCAAAGUUUCAAAAUCUGUCUUAUUUGUUUAGCUCAUUGCAUUUUGAGAACAGACAAAGCUGACUGUAACUACAAAGAAAAAGUUAAUAACUAGAUUUGUACCACAUAUAUAUCUGAUCUCUCUCUAUAUACUGUACAUUAAAGUUUGGGGCCAGCAAGAUUUUUUUUUAACACAGCUGCAUCUUUAAUUUGAUCUGAAAAGACAUUAAUAUUCAUAUUUAUAUUUAUUUAACAUUUCUAUUCUAAAAACUUUAUAUAUAAAAUGCAAUAUAUUCCUUUCAUGGGAAUGCUACAAUACAUUUCAUCAUACAUUACUUUAGUCUCCAGUGUCGCAUGAUCCUUCAGAAAUCAUUCUAAUGUGCUGAUGUGGUGAUUAAGAAAUAUUGUUUUAUUAUAUUGCCAAAUGUUCAAAACAGUUUAAUAUUUCUAUGGAAACUAUGACUCGUUUGUUUAGGAUUCUUUGAUGAAUAGAAAUUUAAUAACAGCAGUUACUUCAAAUAGAUUUUUUUGUAAAAAUGUGAUAAUCUUUACUGAUCAAUUGAAUGCAUCAUUGCUCAAGAGAAGUAUUAAUUCUUAAAAAAAAAAAAAAGAUUCUGACCCCAAACUUUUGAACAAUACACACACACACACACACAUAAGAAUCACAUGCACAUAUGCAACAACUGGAGUUAUGUGCUUCAUAUUAGUAUGAUUGAAGUAAUAGAAUCACAGAGCUGUCUAACCAUACACUGUCUGCUGUUUUGUUUGUAGUUGAGUCUAUGUUAUACUAUCCUGCUUGAUUGCUGGUCACAGUGUGCAGUAGUGUUAGUCAUAUCUAGGGGUGGGACUGAAUGUUACAGGUACUGAAUGGACUCUUCGGUCUAAUCAGCUGUAGCUUUCUUUAGAGACGGUAGGCUCACGUGCAUUGCAUUGAACUCAGACCUUGGCCUGCUUUGAGUCUCUUUGAAUGUGAAAAUACAGAUGUGUAAUUGACAGUGAUUCACAGUGCCAUAUGUGCUUUGGAUGUUUGCUGGAAUAUGUGUACACAGUGCUUCUUAAUAUUCACCUCUCCAUAGGAUCACUUUAGUCGAUGUGUGAAUUAUACCACGACUUUCAGGGAAGUGGACUUGAAGCAGAUUUGAAUGUCUGAUGAAAGGAAUUUGUAAUCUCGUGCAACACAAAUUGUAGUUUGGGAGCAGAUGCACUGCAUGACUAAAUUAUCUGAAAGACCCUGUGGAGUCCUGUAUCUUUUUUCUUUUCUCCUUUACCAUUCUUUCAGUGGUUCAAACUUCAUAAUAUGUGACCCUGGACUACAAAACCAGUCAUAAGUAGCACUGGUAUAUUUGUCGCAAUAGCCACCAAUACAUUGUAUGGGUCAAAAUUAUUAUUAUUUUUUUUUAAAUGCCAAAAAUCAUUAGGAUAUUAAGUAAAAAUCAUGUUCUAUGAAGAUAAUUUGUGAAAAUUCCUUCUGUAAAUAUAUUAAAACUUAAUAAAAAAAAAAUGCAUCACUAAGAACUUCCUUUGAACUACUUUAAAGGUGAUUUUCUCCAUAUUUAGAUUUUUCUUUUCUUUAUUUUUUUUUUGCACCCUCAGAUUCUAGUUAUUAAAACAGUUGCAUCUUGGCCAAAAAUUGUCCUAUCCUAACAAACCAUACAUUAAUAAUCGAAUGCUUAUUAAUUCAGCUAUUCAGCUUUUAGGCGAUGUAUAUAUCUCAAUUUUAAAAAGUUGGUCUUUAUGACUGCCAGUUAUGUGUUCUUAUAUGUCAGUACUAAGCCAUUGUUCAGGUCUAUAAAUGGUCAGUUUUUAUAUAUUUAGAGAGCGUAUAUAGCCGUAUAGUGACUUUCAUUGUAGAAGCCAAACAAAGAGUGUUAUGGGAAAGCAGUAUCAUUUUUAGUAAACUCCUUUGACCUUAAUCCCAGUUUGAUGGGCCAUAAAAUUUGGAUUAUGAUUUUAAAGAAUGACGAGUAACGAGACGGCUGGCUAAUGCACGUCAAUUGUCAGCUCAGACACAUGUGUAAUUAGGUCAGUGGCCAAGGUAAAGAAACUCAAGGGUAAUUGAGUCUGUCCGUUGCUGAGGGACAAACGCCAAAUUGUUCCCUGGCUUGUAGCCGCAGUACAAAAAACUGUUGGUGAUGUAUCCAGACUCCUUUCACCAGACUGACUAAUGUGAUAAGUUCAAGCGGUGCGUUUUGCUAAUGUUGAAUCAUUUACUUGAAAUGGUACUUAAAUUUGAAAUUGUGAGUUUCAUCGUAGUGUUUAAUUCAUAUUUGAUGCUGAUUAAAUACAGCAGGACCCGGCAGACAUGCUCUCCCAUCAAACAUAUUACUGUAAUCUCACCGUCCAUCACUUUUUGUUUUUGUCAAACUGCUGUAAUUAUUGUUUGUAUGUGAGUCUCACUGCUGUGAUUAUUUAUUGAACAAUGGAUGUCUAUUUAUAUGACAUGAAUGAAUAAAGUACUCGUGAAACUUGU